Messenger RNA from Pan troglodytes (chimpanzee), 3264 nucleotides. It is a transcript of the gene FPGT, whose product is annotated as fucose-1-phosphate guanylyltransferase. NCBI's taxonomy places the organism in Eukaryota, Metazoa, Chordata, Mammalia, Primates, Hominidae. Gene Ontology annotation, molecular function: transferase activity, transferring phosphorus-containing groups. The coding region runs from base 30 to 1853 and encodes 607 amino acids. The record is from RefSeq and is a predicted model, not a curated record. The transcript has 4 exons.
CAACCGGGCGGAGGCGCACCCCAGGGCGCAUGCGUGCUGUGCGGCGCGGUGUCAGGGAAGGUGGGGCUAUGGCAGCUGCUAGGGACCCUCCGGAAGUAUCGCUGCGAGAAGCCACCCAGCGAAAAUUGCGGAGGUUUUCCGAGCUGAGAGGCAAACUUGUAGCACGUGGAGAAUUCUGGGACAUAGUUGCAAUAACAGCGGCUGAUGAAAAACAGGAACUUGCUUACAACCAACAGCUGUCAGAAAAGCUGAAAAGAAAGGAGUUACCCCUUGGAGUUCAAUAUCACGUUUUUGUAGAUCCUGCUGGAGCCAAAAUUGGAAAUGGAGGAUCAACACUUUGUGCCCUUCAAUGUUUGGAAAAGCUAUAUGGAGAUAAAUGGAAUUCUUUUACCAUCUUAUUAAUUCACUCUGGUGGCUACAGUCAACGACUUCCAAAUGCAAGUGCUCUGGGAAAAAUUUUCACUGCUUUACCUCUUGGUAACCCCAUUUAUCAGAUGCUAGAAUUGAAACUAGCCAUGUACAUUGAUUUCCCCUUAAAUAUGAAUCCUGGAAUUCUGGUUACCUGUGCAGAUGAUAUUGAACUUUAUAGUAUUGGAGAAUUUGAGUUUAUUAGGUUUGACAAACCUGGCUUUACUGCUUUAGCUCAUCCUUCUAGUUUGACGAUAGGUACCACACAUGGAGUAUUUGUCUUAGAUCCUUUUGAUGAUUUAAAACAUAGAGACCUUGAAUACAGGUCUUGCCAUCGUUUCCUUCAUAAGCCCAGCAUAGAAAAGAUGUAUCAGUUUAAUGCUGUGUGUAGACCUGGAAAUUUUUGUCAACAGGACUUUGCUGGGGGUGACAUUGCCGAUCUUAAAUUAGACUCUGACUAUGUCUACACAGAUAGCCUAUUUUAUAUGGAUCAUAAAUCAGCAAAAAUGUUACUUGCUUUUUAUGAAAAAAUAGGCACACUGAGCUGUGAAAUAGAUGCCUAUGGUGACUUUCUGCAGGCUUUGGGACCUGGAGCAACUGUGGAGUACACCAGAAACACAUCAAAUGUCAUUAAAGAAGAGUCAGAGUUGGUAGAAAUGAGGCAGAGAAUAUUUCAUCUUCUUAAAGGAACAUCACUAAAUGUUGUUGUUCUUAAUAACUCCAAAUUUUAUCACAUUGGAACAACCGAAGAAUAUUUGUUUUACUUUACCUCAGAUAACAGUUUAAAGUCGGAGCUCGGCUUACAGUCCAUAACUUUUAGUAUCUUUCCAGAUAUACCUGAAUGCUCUGGCAAAACAUCCUGUAUCAUUCAAAGCAUACUGGAUUCAAGAUGUUCUGUGGCACCUGGCUCAGUUGUGGAGUAUUCCAGAUUGGGGCCUGAUGUUUCAGUUGGGGAAAACUGCAUUAUUAGUGGUUCUUACAUCCUAACAAAAGCUGCCCUCCCCGCACAUUCUUUUGUAUGUUCCUUAAGCUUAAAGAUGAAUAGAUGCUUAAAGUAUGCAACUAUGGCAUUUGGAGUGCAAGACAACUUGAAAAAGAGUGUGAAAACAUUGUCAGAUAUAAAGUUACUUCAAUUCUUUGGAGUCUGUUUCCUGUCAUGCUUAGAUGUUUGGAAUCUUAAAGUUACAGAGGAACUGUUCUCUGGUAACAAGACCUGUCUGAGUUUGUGGACUGCACGCAUUUUCCCAGUUUGUUCUUCUUUGAGUGACUCAGUUACAACAUCCCUAAAGAUGUUAAAUGCUGUUAAGAACAAGUCAGCAUUCAGCCUGAAUAGCUAUAAGUUGCUGUCCAUUGAAGAAAUGCUUAUCUACAAAGAUGUAGAAGAUAUGAUAACUUACAGGGAACAAAUUUUUCUAGAAAUCAGUUUAAAAGGCAGUUUGAUGUAGAGAUAUUUUAAAUAUUGUACACUUUGCCUUUUUGAGUAACAUUCCAGAGAUAGGUAUUUUUUGUAGGCUGUUUCACUGAACUCAGUUAAUGAAAACUGUAUUAACAUAAUUGUUGUAGCAUAAUAUUAAUAGUGCAAAAGUACAUAUAAAUCAUUUUGAUGAAAAAUAUUCCAAGACUAAGUUGAGAAAAGAGAUACUAUUUUGGAUGUGUAUCAGUAUUUUUGUUUUUAAUAAUGAUUGAUUUGUGGAGCAUUGUUUUUUCACAUAAUUAGUUUUAAAGGUAAUUUUCUAAGCAUACCUUUGGAAUUUUUCCAUCUUUUUUGAGGCUUUUGGUCCAGUGAAGUUCUAAGUAUUCACUGGCACUUCUCUCCUCAACUGUAAUUCUAUUUUUAAUAAUAAAAAUGGCAUACUGUAGGGUCUUCAGAGUAGUGUAGGAAUACUGUAGAAAUACUUUUUCAGAAACGAAUCCAUAGCUGACAAAUUCACUCAGUGCCCAAUAUAUUGUGAUUAUUUUCGUUGAUAAAGAACUAGAUAACAAAGACCUCUGAAAUUGAUGAUAAAAUUUGUAUCUCAUUAAUUUUAUCAAAAUGAAACUAAAAGUACAUAUGUAUUAUACACUUGAACAUGUGUUUGUGUAUCUUUAAAAUUUUCCUUUAUGUUCCAUUCCAUAGGAAAACACACAUAUGCACACAAAACUCAGUUAUCUGUGGGGAAAGUGGUAGUAAUAAUUGAGAUUCAUCAAUAAUCAUAUAAUUUCACUAUAGACAUUACUUGCAUUAUCUCCUAUCAGUCCUUCUUACAAAACUUAAAUUACCAGAUGAACUGACUUUAGUUUUCAUCUUAUUUUUUGUCCACAUGCUGGUGAUGCUGAGAAACAAUAAUUGGCCUAAAUGCAGACAUCAAGAAGCAGGCAGGAAAAUGGAAAAACUGAGAUAAUACACAGGUGAUAAACAGUUUCAAGAAAAUAAAAAUUGGCUAGAAUCUCAAGUUAUGUGUUUCUAUAUUGGUAUAAGCAUAUAAGUGAAAAGUCUUUUAAGUGUAAUAGAGAAAAGAUUUGUCAGUGUGUUUUUUUAAAUGAAAUAACUAGUCUGUGCUACUUUAUGUCAAUAUAAAAAUUGGUAAACUAGAAGUAACUUGUCCACAACCCUCAGUUAUGAUACUUAUGUGCAUGUUUUUUUUUUCCAAAGUUUUUCCCAAGGAGAAGAUACAAAUAUAUGGUAGCUAUUGUUUAAAAAUGAUUGAUUUACUUGCAGAUUUUUCAGAGGAUGUUAUGUCUUUGUCAUUCAUUAAAUGUUCAAAAUUGUAGUUUUACCAAAUCUGAAGUGCCAUCAGUUAUAAGAAUCAUCAUUAUUUUAUGUUCCAUUAAGAAAAACACAAUAAAACAUGACACUGCUUUUUUUGUUACUUGAAA